Messenger RNA from Chelonoidis abingdonii (Abingdon island giant tortoise), 820 nucleotides. RefSeq names its product glutathione S-transferase-like. NCBI's taxonomy places the organism in Eukaryota, Metazoa, Chordata, Testudines, Testudinidae. Gene Ontology annotation, molecular function: glutathione transferase activity. The record is from RefSeq and is a predicted model, not a curated record. Gene Ontology annotation, biological process: xenobiotic metabolic process; glutathione metabolic process.
GGGGGUGAGGCUUAUGGGAGGAGUCCAAGGCAACGAGAAAUCUGAAAACAUGGCUGGAAAACCCAAACUGCACUACACUAAAGGAAGAGGUAAAAUGGAAUCUGUCCGAUGGCUGUUAGCAGCAGCUGGGGUUGAGUUUGAAGAAGAGUUUAUAGAAGCAAAGGAAGACUUGGAAAAGUUACGCAAGGAUGGAGCCCUGCUGUUUCAACAAGUGCCCAUGGUGGAAAUUGAUGGGAUGAAGAUGGUGCAGACCAGAGCCAUUCUCAGCUACAUAGCAGGGAAACACAACCUCUAUGGGCAGGACCUGAGGGAGAGAGCACUGAUUGAUAUGUACGUGGAAGGAACAACAGAUCUGAUGGGAAUGAUCAUGGCACUCCCUUUGCAACCGCCCGAGGCAAAGGAGAAGAAUUUUGCCUUAAUCAUCGAGAGGGCCACAACCAGAUACUUCCCAGUCUAUGAAAAGGUUUUAAAAGACCAUGGCCAGCAGUUUCUUGUUGGUAACCAAUUUAGCUGGGCGGAUGUCCAAUUGCUUGAGGCCAUUUUAAUGGCAGAAGAAUUCAAGCCUGAUAUACUCUCCCCAUUCCCUCAGUUACAGGCUUUUAAAGGAAGAAUAAGCAACAUCCCCACAAUUAAGAAAUUCUUGCAGCCUGGUAGCCAAAGGAAACCGCCAGCAGAUGACAAGUUCAUUGCACAGGUGAAGAAAAUAUUCAACAUGUAAUCACUAUGUAGUUACUAAAAAUCAUUGCACCUACAGUAUAGUAGCACAGCCAUACUUAAUAUAGCUGUAAACUUCACAUAACUCAAACAUUUUAUGGCCUGA